UUAUUUUGGUAAGCGGAUCCGCCGGGUUACGCGGAAGUGCAGACGCUUUAUUCGGGGUGUUUCCUCCUCGCAGUAAUGGAGCGCUCAGUGUGAGCCCGGGGUUUAGUUUAUAUGUUAAAUAAACUCUAAUAGACGGAAUGAAUCCUGCUUUGGAUAAGAUGAACGGAGCAGCGUUCCCGUCUCCGACGGCCGAGAUGGCCGAGAUGAACCGCAUCCACUACGAGCUGCAGUACACGGAGGGCAUCAGCCAGCGCAUGCGCGUCCCCGAGAUGCUUAAGAUCGCCCCGUACCCGAGCGUGGAGAGGGAGGGCGGCUCCAGUCCGGACCACGAGGGGCUGCACACGGCCAUGAUGCACGUCCCUGACAGGAUCAUGGUGGCAGGAGACCACGAAGACACCCAGUUCUCCAGACCCCGAGAUCUGGACCUCAUUCAGUCCACGCCUCUCGAGACUCUGUCUCUGAAGACUCCUCCUCGGGUUCUCACCCUCAACGAACGGCCCCUCGACUUCCUGGAUAUGGAGCAGCCCGGAGAAGAGGUACGCACUCAGAGCAGAGCCCGCAGAGAACGCUCAGUCAGUGAAAACGCAGUCAUGCGUCACAAUGGCCAGGUGCCCCGCAACGACUCCUCUAGUGUGUCUCCUCCUUCUCCCUCCGCUCUACGCGCUCUGUCGCUCCGUCGUCCUCCCGACGAGGGCCAGGGUGUUUCCGGCGCUCGCGGUGUUCUCUCCUUCCUCCAGUCCAGCACGCGCCGGGCCUACCAGCAGCUCCUGGAGGUCCUGGAUGAGAACCAGCGCAGUAAACCUUCUCUGAGAGGGGGUUCCACCUCCUCUAACCUCCAACAUGACACCAGGUUCGCUCUGGCUGCGAUGGACACGAGUAUGGAAGGUGGAGAAGAUCUUGCCGUGGCAGAUGCUACAGCUUUAAGGAGACAGAUCAUCAAGCUGAACCGGCGGCUGCAGCUCUUAGAGGAGGAGAACAAAGAGCGAGCCAAGCGCGAGAUGAUCAUGUACUCCAUUACCGUCGCGUUCUGGCUCAUCAACAGCUGGGUGUGGCUCCGUCGCUGAACCGCCGCCACGCCCCUGAUUCGCCCUAAGCCCCGCCUCCUCGUACACGUCAGCCCCAGUUUCUGCACUCACAUCCCCGAAGCUGGUGAGCAUCGCUGCCUGCGCAGGUCGGCUCAAAGACUCUUGUGCUUUUUCCUGUUCCUGUAUUUCUUUUUUUUUUUAAAACAUCAUUGUUCUAAAAGGCCAAGCAUGAAGCAGGUGUAUGUAUGUAAGUGUAUAUAAAUCUAAAUAUAGCUAUUAGACACAUCCUGUUCCUUUAUCAUGUCACGCCUGUCUGUAUUCACACAAGCACAACUGCACGGAAAAUGACAAGCCGACGUCCAGUAAACACGGACCCUAGAAAACAGGACACGCUCAUCUUAAUAUCACCGCAAUCGUUGGACUGAUAGUAUUGAAGGAAGGCCGUGACCUUCUCGAUCACCUCUGAUUUUGUUUUUGUUUAGUAAAGCUGUUGAAAUUCUCUGUAACUGUUCUGUCUUUCAUGUAAAAGAUCAUAUUUAGGAUUUGAGACCAUGUUUGGAAUGGGAUGACCAUGAUAAUGUAUUAUUACUCUCUCUUUCUCUCAUCCAUAUGCACUAAGGAACGCUUCUGUUCGAAUAAAGAGCAACGAUACCUCCUUA
Messenger RNA from Silurus meridionalis, 1684 nucleotides. It is a transcript of the gene mffa, whose product is annotated as mitochondrial fission factor a. Gene Ontology annotation, cellular component: mitochondrial outer membrane; peroxisome. Gene Ontology annotation, biological process: positive regulation of mitochondrial fission. NCBI's taxonomy places the organism in Eukaryota, Metazoa, Chordata, Actinopteri, Siluriformes, Siluridae. The record is from RefSeq and is a predicted model, not a curated record. Bases 138 to 1064 code for a protein of 308 amino acids. The transcript is spliced from 8 exons.